Trichomonas vaginalis G3 is the source of this 558-nucleotide messenger RNA. RefSeq names its product organellar and viral DNA polymerase type B. The transcript has a single exon. NCBI's taxonomy places the organism in Eukaryota, Parabasalia, Trichomonadida, Trichomonadidae. The coding region runs from base 1 to 558 and encodes 185 amino acids. The record is from RefSeq and is a predicted model, not a curated record.
AUGGACAAAGAUUGCGACAUGGUAUAUAAGAACAUCUCUGACAUAUAUAAAUCUGGGGAGUUUAAGACCUACGACAACUUUGUUUCGUUAGUUGCUGAAUGUGUAUGGCAGAUAAGAGAUAAAGAUAGAAGAGGCAAAGUAUGGAACAAACAAAUAAGACCCGCUAUGUUUGAGAUGAAGAGAGCAAUUGACGCUUUAGUUGUUUUAGCUGGUAAGGUUUCAGAAUAUAACGCAAAAAUGAACCCGCAAUGUUCUAAAUGUAAAGCAGCAAUGAGGAGAUAUAACUACUCCGUCAAAGAGAUAGAAAGAAUGAGAAACGACUAUGCAGAUUUAAAGAAAGAAGCAGAAAAACCAGCAGAAGAUAAAAUGGACAUGUUAGAAUUUCUGAACAAAAACUAUCCAACAGCAGAAGAUUUCCUUCUAUCUGACGUCAAGAAGAAAUAUAAAGAAACCUUCGGUAUUGUUAAAACUUUUGACAUACUGACAGAAGAAAUAGAAGCUACGAAAUUGUUCAGGAUUUCAAAUAUACAUCGUACAAUUCAUGUAAAACGCUUGUGA